CAACCGGAGAACAUGAUGCCUCUUUGCAAGUCAACUCGUGUGUUGUGUAGCUGAUAGCGGCGCCUCCAGCUGAAAUAUUAUAGCUCCAUUGUACAGGAGAACGUGGCGUGACAGCCGUCUGGCUCAGCAAAUGGCCUGCCUCGCACCGCCGCACUGACGGAGAGUGUCGCUACAUCGGCGUUCAAGCUGGCAGGGCGACACAGACAGAAAUCAACUUUGUCUAUUUUUAAUGGACAUGUUUGGAGCGGCAGCGGCGGCGGCGGCAGCAGCAGCAGCGGGCGGUUCGCCUUUCUUUCGUCUUUAGCUGCUGAAGCAAACCCGUGUGGGUCCCUCGUGCGUCUCUGGCUCCCCCCCCGACUCUUUCAGUCCCAUUUAGAACAGCAUGGUCAUGGCUGACGGUGUCCAAAAGCCGCUGACCCGGGGUCCGGUCCGAGUGGGCUUCUACGACAUCGAACGCACUUUAGGAAAGGGCAAUUUCGCCGUGGUGAAAUUGGCUAGACACCGAAUAACCAAGACCGAGGUGGCCAUUAAGAUCAUUGACAAGACCCAACUAGACGCUGUAAACCUGGAGAAGAUCUACAGGGAAGUUCAAAUCAUGAAGAUGUUGGACCACCCUCACAUCAUUAAGCUUUACCAGGUGAUGGAAACAAAGAACAUGCUUUACUUAGUCACGGAGUAUGCCAAGAGCGGGGAGAUCUUCGACUAUCUGGCAAAGCAUGGGCGUCUCAGUGAGCUGGAGGCCAGGAGGAAGUUUUGGCAGAUUCUGUCUGCAGUCGAGUACUGUCACAACCGGAACAUUGUCCACAGAGACCUGAAGGCUGAAAAUUUGCUGUUGGACGGUCACAUGAACAUCAAGAUUGCAGAUUUUGGAUUUGGAAACUUCUUUAAACAAGGAGAGCCUUUGGCUACAUGGUGUGGCAGCCCGCCAUACGCUGCUCCAGAGGUCUUUGAAGGACAACAGUAUGAGGGCCCACAGCUGGACAUCUGGAGUAUGGGGGUGGUGCUUUAUGUGCUGGUGUGCGGGGCGUUGCCCUUUGACGGGCCCAGUCUGCCUGUCCUCCGACAGAGAGUCCUAGAAGGAAGGUUCCGCAUCCCAUACUUCAUGACUGAAGACUGUGAACACUUGAUCCGCAGGAUGUUGGUCCUGGACCCGUCCAAACGCCUGUCCUUGGCACAGAUUAAGGAGCACAAAUGGAUGGCUUUGGACGUCCCAGCACAGAGGCCCGUCCUGUACCAACAGCCACUGUCAGCUGAGGGUGAGAUGGGUGUAGGAGAAUACAGCGAACAGGUCCUUCGCCUGAUGCACAGCCUUGGCAUCGACCAACAAAAGACUAUAGAGUCUCUUCAGAAUAAAAGCUACAACCACUUCGCUGCGAUCUACUACCUGCUGGUCGAGCGGCUGAAGGCCCAUCGAUGCAGCUUCCCUGUGGAACAAAGGCUCGACGCCCGCCAGCGGCGCCCCAGCACCAUCGCUGAGCAGACGGUCAUCAAGUCAACCAGCGGCUCAGCCCAGGUGGGUUUGCUUCCACAGGGCGUUCGUCUGUUGCGUUCCCCCGCGGUUCCUCAGCCCUCGUCGGAUGCUUUUACCUUCCCCCAGACUGCAUGUCCCCUGGAGCAGAACUUCCUUGUGGAGGAUGUCAGCACACCCAAAGUGAAUGGCUGCCUUCUGGACCCCCUUCCUCCCUCUACUGUCCUCCGCAAGUCCUCCACUUCGUCACCUAGCAACAUGAUGGAGACCUCGAUUGACGAAGGCAUUGAGACUGAGGAGCCCGACACGGAGGACGACACGCCCCACCUUCUCUCAGCCUAUCAGACGACUCGAUUUGGCCAGAGGCGGCACACCUUAUCUGAAGUUUCCAACCCGCCUGGGCCUUCAAGCCAAGGUAAAUAUUUCACUUUAGGCCACAACACCUCCAUGGGCAGCGUGGACUCGGACAUUGGCUACGAUAUGGGCUCCGUGCACAGCGACCUCAGUCUGCUGGAGGACGCGCCCUCCCUCAGUGAGGUGGUACCAUCCAACAGCUCUGCUCCUGGCAUAGCUGCACCUUUUCUGAGUGCCAGGCCACCCAACCCAGCAAUGGCUGCCCUGACUUCUCAGCACAGGGAGGCGCACAACCGAUCCCCGAUAAGCUUCCGAGAAGGACGCCGCGCCUCUGACACCUCCCUCACCCAAGGCCUGGUGGCGUUUCGGCAGCACCUCCAAAACUUGGCAAGGACCAAAGGCAUCCUGGACCUCAACAAAGUCCAGAUGCUGGUGGAGCAGAUGGGCUCUGUGGAAGGGGCCAGCAUGGGGCCUCUGGGACCACAGCAACACUUGCACAACCUCCUGGAGGGCGAGGCAUGCAAGCAGCAGGAGGGCCUAGCUUUAUACCACGGUGGGCUGCAGCCCCCCCUUCUCUCCCGCAGACAGAGUUUGGAAACACAGUACCUCACCCACAGACUUCAGGCUAACAUCCUGGCUAACAGCCCUGCGAGCUGCCAACUUUUCUGCAAGGAGACGCCGAGAAGUUUAGAGCAGCAGCUACAGGAACACAGGCUGCAUCAGAAGAGGAUGUAUCUGCAGCAGCACCAGUCACAGGGCAUGGGACUCCAGGCCUACUUCAACCAGAUGCAGAUAGCUGAGGGCUCCUACGCCCCAAGCGGCCCCAUCCUGGAUCCAUCAGCCGCCCAGAACUCCCCCCAGGCCCCCUCCAUGUCGGCCCCCCACCAGCCUCAGUCCCAGCAGCAGGGCAGUCCCCAAGCCUCACCCCCUUUCAGCCACACCCACAGCUUGAGCCCUUUGAUGGAACCCGGCGAGGGCCUGGUUUACGACCCGUACAUGAGCCACCACCACCCUUACACCCAACAGCUGCCCCCCGGAGCUCACCUCAUGCACCACCCACUCCACCAUCAGCAUUCUCUGGAGGCCCCUGUUGGCGGCUUGGGCUUCAGCUACCCAGCAGGCUGUGAUCCACAUUCCCCUGGUCCUUCCGCUGAGGCUCUCCUGCCAGAGCAAUACGAGUUCUCCAUGGACGCCAGCCUGCUGCCUCAGCCUGGUCCAGGGGAGGCAGACGCUGGAGGCCCCGUGGCAGCGCAGACAGACGGCUUAGGCAUGCCUAAACUGCAGGCGUCCCUCCUGGACAGUGAAAUGAUGGAGACCGUGGACUCGCAGCAUGGCUUCGUGCUGGUCAACUAAAGUCAGCUCAGGGGGUUAAUCCAGCAGUAUUAAGCAAUGAGACGGCAUCCAUAGCAGAGGCAGCAGAGGUAGAGGUGGAGACCUCAGGCGUAGCAGCUGGGAAGGAAGUGUUGUGUUUCGUACAACUUCUACAGACUCCAUUUCUCUGUUGUGAUAGACGUUGACCUUCUUUCCCGCCAAAAUCCUCCCGUGAUAUACCUCGCUGUCUCCCUCUCCUCUAACCUUGUUCUCAUCUGCCACGCAGUGCAGGACACUUCCGACGCUUCGCACAAUGUGAUCUAAGCUGUGCUGAUUUGACGAAGCUGCUUCUGUCCUGUUGGCGGCGGCACCGCCGGCAGCUGCAGCGCCGCGUCGCAGUCCCAGGGGUGAGGUCGUACCACCCAGAGGCUGCCGAAGUGCAGCGCUGCACCUAGAAAUAGUUUGAAAACAAACUGAUUGUCUGAGUGGAAAACAAAAAAAAAGCACAAAGUCUGGCUUUGCUUUUCCAGUUUGUGAGAAAUGGCAGAAGAACGGACGAGAAAGAAGUGAGAGAAAAUGUCCCUCAUUUAUCACGGUACCAUGAACAUCACACGAUGAAAUGUUGCUUUGGAAAAGAAUGCACUAUGAAACGGUUUUACUCUAGUCCUGCACAACACUAUUCCCUAAAUCACCCAGGUAACAUUUGUAUGUGCUGAAACAGAAACAGCUACUCUAUUUUUUUUUUUCCAACAGUAAGCUAGUUUUCAGAUUGACAGCAGUACCCAUGCAGCCUGUCUGACUUUUCUUUUCUUCAUUUUUAUAAAUCUAACUACUGAUCACAGCUGAUUUCCUACACUACUGAUGGCACACAGUCCAGGUUUGCAGACCAAUGCUUGUUUUUUUUUUUUAUGGAAGCACCUGCAGACCUGUUAACCGUUCAGGUGUGGCUCAUGUUUACCUGAUAAAUGAGGGCUGAUGUGACAGACUUUUUUUUUUAGGGUGAGAAGUUGUGGUUUAAUAAUUUGUCAUGCUGUUUCUGUGGCAAUACUGAAGCAAUAUUAAUCCUUUACGUGCCAGAAUCGUGAAUGAACGUAUAACAGCCCGGCUCCUGAUUGGUCCUCAGGGGAGCUGAUGAUGUAACCGGGAGAUAAUGUGGCCCUGGAAAGUGCAGAGAUGAGCCUGAAAACAUCUUUAUGGACAGUACUGUGCAAAAGUACUUUGUAUUUAAAAAAAAUUUUUUUUGUUUCUUAAAAGAUGUAUUAAAAAACAUUUCUAUUUAUUAACUUCAGAGAAAGUUCAGGAAACCACUGAUGACGAAAUCAAAGUGAAACCCGAUGUGAGCAUCCUUUGCUUUUUUAGCAGCAUCACUUCUCUUAGUUUGCUUUUAGGGUACGAAGUUCUUCGGUUUAGCUUAUUUGUGUAUGUGUGUAAAUCUUUGCCAUCACAGCCGCUUCUAAGUCCGAACUUUCCUUAAACUGAGGUCAGAGGUCGGUGCUGCGAAAAGACUGAAAAAGUUGUUAGAAUUUCAAUUCAAAUGUCAAAUGGCAACACAACAAUGACGAUCCUCCACUUGUAUACGUGAAAAGAAGAACACAUUAGCCAGAUCUAAGGCAUGGUGAGCUUUAUGGUACAGCAAAUACAACAGGAAGUGUGAGGCGGGGACAGUUUUUGGAGGCGGACACUCCUGAUCGGGGUUUGUGGUGACGCCUCCAAACCUGAAGCGCUCACCGGGUCACAUGUCAGAGCAGGAGGGGGAACAAAAAAGAGAAGGUUUGUAUUGUUGGUCACUUUAGAUGCUUAUCCCCUUAAGCACUUCUCUACAAAUCACUUUUGCACAGUGUUGUGUGUGGAGAAGUGUGUUUGCACUCCCCCCCCCCAUUUAUAAAAUAAUUUAUUUGAUUAAAAAAAACACUUUUUUUUAUGAAUCUAGGACUCUUGACCUGCAAUUGAGCAUUUUCUUUCUGGUUUACAUCGUCAGCACUCCUGUUGUGUUGCAUACAUUUGUUGUUUUUUAACAGAGUAGGGACUCCCAGCAUUAGAUUUGGUGAGAGGGCGUUUCCUCUGGGACAUUUUGGCUGCCGUGACGUAAAGACGGCGGGACAUCAGAACACCGUACACUGGAUCUUAACAGCUUUCUCUGUUAUGACAGCAACCAGAAGAUGUUUUUUUUUUUUUUCUGCCUCUUCUUCUUUUAACAGCACUUAAACUGUGUGAAAGCUGCUUGAAGCACACAGGGAUAACUAUGUCUCUGACACGAUGUAUCAAAACUAAAAUGCACCCAGUUGGAAUGACCAGUUUGACCUGCUGUAGUUGGGGAUAAACGGUGUGUAGACGGAUGGGUCUGCAGUGUUUAAACGGAAGGUCGGGGUUGGAGGUGUUAGUAAAGACUGAGCCCACACCGUCACUUUUUAUUGGACAAAAAGGAAAUGUGGACCAAGUGUGUGGCUGCAGUCUUGUUCAGGAAUCCAGAGGACAUCAUCAGUUCCAUCAUCCCCCCCUCAGGCAAAUCCUCCUUAAACUGCAUCAACACAGUUGCUCCUUAUGUACCUUUUUACACUCACCUGAUGUUGGCAGAAGUGCUAGACAUCAACACGAGCCUCGGUGACUGAGAGACAGCCUUGUGGUCGCAUCAACACUUCCCCCUUUCCGUUCGAAAAACCCUUCAUCUGAACUGGUGACGUUGACACGGUCAGACGGUGGAAGGCGAGAGCGUUUGGCAUGUGGUCGGGCUACAGACCUGCAGGACGAGCUGUGGAAGUUGAAUACUGGAGCACUUUGACAAUACGGGGAAGAAGAGAUGUAGCGGAAGAGGAAGAGGCAGUGGAGAAAGGCGGGACGUUUGCCCUUCUCCUGGCGGAUCAAACGGACUGCAGCGUGUUAGGAAAACGCCUUUCUCUCUCUCUUCCUCACCAAUAAUGGACACAAAGCAGAUUUCUUUCAAAGAAAGACCAGACAGAGUUCCAUUUGAUUUGAUUAUUUGAAUCCAAGGUAAAGUAACACUUUUCAGUUUAUUAUGAUGAGUGUUCUUUGUACAGAUUGUAGUGGAUCCUCACGCUCCACUGAGGCGAUUUGUGUUGACUAGUGUUCAGUGUGCCUUUUUACUUUUCAUACUUUUAUUCUAGAUUAAGACUCUGAAUAGCUCCAUUACUCCUGGUUGGACCCUUUUUUUUUCUAAAUACUUUCUUUCGUUUCUGUAUUUUUUUUUCUUUUACUCUGGAAGUUAAGUUUAGUCGGGUUUUACAAAGGUACAAAACCAAAGUCCCUCAGGAGUUUUCCCGUACCACCCACCAUGUGGAGUCUGUGGAGCUUCUCUGUCAGCUUCUCUUUCCAUGCUUUCUUCUGGUCGGUCAAUCAGUGUAUGCCAUUUCAAAGUAUUAUAGCAAUAUUUCUCUAGUUGAAGACAUACAUCGAGAUUCUAGUGGAUGUGUUUCCAGGUAUCAUAAUUUCAGUACCUGCUGAUAAAACGACAAAAAUCCAAUCAAUAGAAAUCCAGUUUUCUAUCUACCUUCAUUGAUGUUGACCACACAUAAGCUAAUUUGCUGUUGAGAUUAAAAAGGGUUUAUUGAACAGAAAA
Messenger RNA from Oryzias latipes (Japanese medaka), 6707 nucleotides. RefSeq names its product salt-inducible kinase 2b (gene sik2b). Gene Ontology annotation, biological process: protein phosphorylation; intracellular signal transduction; microtubule cytoskeleton organization. Gene Ontology annotation, molecular function: ATP binding; tau-protein kinase activity. NCBI's taxonomy places the organism in Eukaryota, Metazoa, Chordata, Actinopteri, Beloniformes, Adrianichthyidae. The record is from RefSeq and is a predicted model, not a curated record. Gene Ontology annotation, cellular component: cytoplasm.